Messenger RNA from Lathyrus oleraceus (garden pea), 3120 nucleotides. RefSeq names its product pleiotropic drug resistance protein 1. Bases 1 to 2658 code for a protein of 885 amino acids. Lineage: Eukaryota; Viridiplantae; Streptophyta; Magnoliopsida; Fabales; Fabaceae. The transcript is spliced from 20 exons. The record is from RefSeq and is a predicted model, not a curated record. Gene Ontology annotation, cellular component: membrane. Gene Ontology annotation, biological process: transmembrane transport. Gene Ontology annotation, molecular function: ATP hydrolysis activity; ABC-type transporter activity; ATP binding.
AUGAUAGAUGAACUUUAUGAGGUUUCUACAAAUAGCAUUGUUUUCUGGUGUCUGUCAUAUCAAUUUGCAGAAAGCCUUCUGGGUUUUGUUUGGUUUAAGCUUAAGUUGCAAAAGUUGUUAUCUUUUUAUUAUACUAGUGUAAGUGUUGAGUUGGAGCAAUGGAAGGAAGUGAUAUAUACGGAGCGAGUACGAGUUUCCGCGCGAGAAGUUCUUCUUCUACUAGGUUGGAGAAACAGUGGAAUAGAGGCUUUUUCGUCGCGACGUGGAGAACUAGAAGAUGAUGAAGAAGCUCUUAAAUGGGCUGCACUUGAAAAACUCCCUACUUACAACCGUUUGAGGAAAGGGUUGUUAGCGACAUCACGCGGUGUUGCCAAUGAGAUUGAUAUAUUAACUGAUCUUGGAUUUCAAGAAAGACAGAAACUUUUGGAUAGGUUGAUCAAUGUGGCUGAAGAGGGUAAUGAGAAGUUUUUGUUGAAGCUAAAGGAAAGAAUUGAUAGAGUUGGGAUUGAGGUUCCGACAAUCGAAGUUCGAUACGAGCGGCUAAUUGUUGAGGCGGAAGCUUAUGUCAGAGGAAGGGCUUUACCAACUUUGUUGAACUCUGUCACUAAUGCUGUUGAGAGUAUCUUGAUUUCUCUCUACAUUCUCACAAACAAAAAGAAACAUAUGACUAUUCUCAAAGAUGUUAGUGGAAUUGUAAAACCAAGUAGGAUGACACUUCUUCUUGGUCCUCCGAGUUCGGGAAAAACCACGCUUCUUUUGGCCUUAUCAGGAAAGCUUGAUCCCAAUCUCAAGGUAUCUGGGAAAGUGACCUAUAACGGACAUGGAAUGGAUGAAUUUGUGCCUCAAAGAACAGCUGCAUAUAUUAGUCAACAUGAUGUUCAUAUCGGAGAAAUGACUGUUAGAGAAACCCUGGCUUUCUCAGCAAGAUGCCAAGGUGUUGGAUCACGAUACGACUUGUUGUCGGAGUUGUCUAGAAGAGAAAAAGAAGCAAAGAUUAAGCCAGACCCGGAUAUCGAUGUCUUCAUGAAGGCAGUAUCAACUGGAGGCCAACAGGAAAGUGUGGUAACUGAUUAUGUACUCAAGCUUUCGUGCAGAUUAUUAAAGCAGUAUCUUCUGCUACUAUUGAUAAACCAAGUGGCUUCUGGACUAUUUCGCGCUAUUGCAGCACUCGGUAGAAAUAUGAUUGUCGCCAACACGUUCGGGUCCUUUGCACUUCUCACACUUCUUACAUUAGGUGGCUUCAUUAUGUCCAGAAAGGAUAUCAAAAGCUGGUGGAUUUGGGGUUACUGGAUUUCACCUUUGAUGUAUGGACAAAAUGCUAUAAUGGUGAAUGAAUUCCUCGGAGAUAGUUGGAACCAUUUUACACCAAAUUCGAAUAAAACACUAGGAAUUCAAGUUUUGGAAUCUCGCGGAUUCUUCACAGACGCAUAUUGGUAUUGGAUAGGGGUUGGUGCAUUAGUAGGAUUUAUGUUUCUUUAUAACAUUAUAUUCACCGUGGCUCUCACGCAUCUCAAUCCAUUUGAUAAGGCACAAGCAACUAUAAGUGAAGAAUCAGAAGACAGCACAACAAAUGGCACACACCAAGAAGUUGAAUUACCGCGUAUAGCAAGUUCAGGAGAAUCCUCUAGCCGCAGACAGAAAAGAGGAAUGGUUCUUCCUUUCGAACCACAUUCGAUAACCUUCGACGAAGUUGUGUAUUCUGUCGACAUGCCACAGGAAAUGAAGAUUCAAGGAGUAAUGGAGGAUAGGUUGGUGCUUUUGAAGGGUGUUAGUGGUGCAUUUAGGCCUGGUGUUCUCACAGCGUUGAUGGGAGUUAGUGGAGCUGGAAAAACUACUUUAAUGGAUGUUUUGGCUGGUAGGAAAACCGGUGGUUAUAUCGACGGGAGCAUCAAAAUUUCUGGCUACCCUAAAAAACAAGAAACGUUUGCUCGAAUCUCUGGUUAUUGUGAGCAAAAUGACAUCCAUUCUCCUCAUGUUACUGUCCAUGAGUCAUUGCUCUACUCGGCAUGGCUUCGCUUACCAGCCGAAGUUGAUUACAAUACAAGAAAGAUGUUCAUUGAGGAAGUAAUGGAACUAGUGGAGCUCAAUCCAUUGAGAAACUCUUUGGUUGGUUUGCCUGGCGUGAACGGUCUUUCAAUCGAACAACGUAAGAGGCUAACUAUAGCAGUUGAGUUAGUUGCCAACCCUUCCAUAAUUUUCAUAUUGAGCUUACUUGGCCUCACUCCACUCGCUGAACGUGUGAGCUUUCUCACAGAACAAAUUGCCAUUUUCACUGGUCCAACAGUUGGAGGACUUCUUAAUGCAACAUGUGGGAAUGUAACUGAACUUAUUAUUGCAAUAUUUGCUCUUACCACCAACAAAAUUGCUGUUGUGAAGUAUUCUCUCUUAGGUUCCGUGCUUUCGAAUCUUCUUCUUGUUCUCGGAACUUCUCUACUUUGCGGUGGAAUUGCGAAUAUUGGAGAGGAGCAGAAAUAUGACAGAAGACAAGCGGAUGUGAACUCGCUGAUGUUGCUAUUGGCGUUGUUAUGCCAUUUGCUUCCGUUGCUAUUCACGUACAGCGCUGCUUCGGCUGAACUCACCGUAGAGCCUUCGCUGUAUUUGUCGAGAGCUUCUAGCAUUGUUAUGCUGGUUGCGUAUUUUGCUUACUUGAUCUUUUAGUUAUGGACGCAUAGGCAAUUAUUUGAAGCGGAAGAUGAAGGGGAAGGGGAAGGUGAGAACAAUGGAGCGGAAGAAGAGGCUGUGAUUGGAUUCUGGAGUGGAUUUGCUUGGUUGGCUGGAAUGACUGUGUUCAUUGCUUUGUUGUCUGAAUAUGUGGUGGAUACAAUUGAGGAUGCAUCAGAUUCAUGGGGUUUAUCUGUGAGCUUUCUCAGCAUAAUCUUGCUUCCGAUAGUUGGCAAUGCGGCUGAACAUGCAGGAGCAAUCAUUUUUGCUUUCAAGAACAAGCUGGACAUUUCCUUAGGUGUUGCAUUGGGCUCUUCCACUCAAAUUGCCAUGUUUGUGGUAAAUAAACAUACUCUCAACUUUUAUAUUUAUAAAGAUUGCGGUUGAAACAGCGUCGGUUAUGCGGUGACCUUAACAUCUUUUACACGGGAGUUAUAUUUAUCGUUGUGGACCGCAAUU